GGAGAAAAACCAUUUGAACAUCCUUUCUAUGGGAAAAGUUUCAGUGAGAAUUCCAUCCUGGUGAAGCACCCAAGAACUCACACGGAAGAGAAAACCUUUGAAUGUCCUGAUUAUGGGAAAGUCACAAUUCCAGCCUGGUGAUACACCAGAAGACUCACAUAGGACAGAAAUGUUUUGAAUGUCCUGAUUGUUGGAAAACUUUCAGUUAUAAUUCCAACUUGGUGAUAGACUAGAGGAAUCAUAAAGGAGAAAAACCCGUUCAAUAUAUUGACUGUGGCAGAAGUUCCAGUUCGUAAUUCCCACCUGCCAAUACAUCAGAGGAUUCAUUCCAUGGAGAAAUCUUAUGAAUGUGGAGAUUGUGGGAAAGCUUUCAAUAGUAAUUCGCACCUCCUGAGACACAAGACCAUGCACACAGGAGAGAAACCCUUUGAAUGUCCUGAUUGUGGGAAAGGUUUUAGAGAUAAUCCCCACCUGGUGAGACACCAGAGGACUCACACAGGAGAGAAACCCUUUGAAUGUCCAGACUGUGGAAAAGGUUUUAGUCAGAAUUGCCACCUGGUGAAACACCAGAGGACUCACACAGGAGAAAAACACUUUGAAUGUCCUAUCUGUGGGAAAGGUUUUAGUGAAAAUUCCAGCCUGGUGAUACACCAGAGGACUCACACAGGAGAGACACCGUUUGAAUGUUCUGACUGUGGGAAAAGUUUUGCUCAGAGUUCCAGCCUGGUAAAACACCAGAGGACAUACAUGGGAGAGAAGCCCUUUGAAUGUCCUAUCUGUGGAAAACGUUUUAGUGAUAAUUCCAGCCUGGUGAUACACAAGAGGACUCACACAGGAGAGAAGCCCUUUGAAUGUCCUGAUUGUGGGAAAAGUUUCAGUAACAAUUCCAACCUGGUGAGACACCAGAAAUCUCACACUGUGGAGAAAUCUUUGGAAUGUCCAGUCUGUGGACAUUACUUCAAGCAUAAAUCAUCCCUUAUUGCACACAAGAACUUCUGCUCUGGCUGCUAGACCUUCGUGGGUGGAAGACUCUCCUUUUGGGGGCCACUGCCAUCAUCAUCAUGAGAAUCCUCUGCUGCCUCCACUGGUGUAUUUUCCCUUGUCCGAAUAGCCUGCAAAAAUCACCUCCCAUUUCAAUAGACGCCAAGUAAGGAUGCCAGGCAAAUAUCCCUCGUGAUGUGCCAGGUAUACAGAAAGUAUAGAGACCAUUCUAAUAGUUCGUAGGUUGGGCAAUAUAUGUAAAUAUAUAUAUAUAUAGCCCCAAAGGGGGGAAUUAUGGGAAGCCCCCUCCCCAGAGAAUGAAAUAUUUUGGGGGAUAUUAAAAGAGCUAGAAUAUUAUAUUUCUCCAAAGGAGAAAUGGAGAAAUACGUUCUUAGAGGCAGAAAGCAGCCCUCAGUCUUUCUUAAUAGUCUACAGCAGAUGCUCAUUAAGAAAUCCUGGGCCAGCGUCUUCACAAACAAAAUACCUUCACCUCCAGGUGACGGGAUUAAAGACAGGACAUGACCUUAACCUAUGCAUUGAAAAAAAGUGGAAGCAAUACGGGUCCAUUAAGGAAGGAAGGCUGGGACAAUAGAUCACAGGAUAAGAUCAAUUACACCAUGGGUGGGUUCUAAAUGUUUUUACUACCGGUUCUGUGAGUAUGGCUUAUUUUGUGGGCGUGGCUUGAUGGUCAUGUGACAGUGGGCAUGGCUUGAUGGUCAUGUGACUGGGUGGGCGUGGCUAACUCAUUGUCGCUCAUUUCAAGGGUGCAUCUGGCUCCUCCCCUCCCAGCCAUUUCUUCUCACACCCAGCCUCAACAUAUCUAUAGUUCUCUAAAAAUGUUGUUCACCUUUUUUCACCUUUUAUUUUUUUAUUUAUUUAUUUUGUCAUAACAGUAUAUAUAAGCAUAAACAUGAAAAUAACUAUAUAAUAUAUAAGCAUAUAAAUGAGCAUAAGUAUGUAAUAACUAUAUUAAUUGGAUAUAAUGAAAGGAAUAAAUAGGACAGAAACGGUAGGCACGUUUUGUGCUCUUAUGCACGCUCCUUACAGACCUCUUAGGAAUGGGGUGAGGUCAAUAGUAGAGAGUUUUUGGUUAAAGCUUUGGGGAUUUUGAGAAGAGACCACAGAGUCAGGUAGUGUGUUCCAAGUAUUAAUAACUCUGUUACAGAAGUCAUAUUUUCUGCAAUCAAGAUUGAAACGGUUAACAUUGAGUUUAAAUCUAUUUUUAUCUCUUGUAUUGUUACGAUUGAAGCUGAAGUAGUCUUCAACAGGAAGGACAUUGUUUGUCUGCGCCCCCCAAGCCAGGCCCCCUGCCAGAAAAUGACUCGGAAAGUGAGGGGGAAGGGCCAUCAGGACUUAUCUCUGGAGCACCGGCUUCCCUGGCUUAGCUCCAGGAGCCAGAGGCAGGCCAUGUGGAGGAGAUAACGAGUCCUCCGUCCCCUGACCCUUCCCCCCCAGGCUACGCCUCCAGACCCGGCUGAUGGCAAUCAGGCCUGGCUGGACCCUAGGUUUCGUAGGCAGGAGAGGUGGGAACAACAGAAGCAAGAGUGGGGCAGGCCUAGGAAGUGCUGAGUCAUGGAGCCACACCCCAUAGGAUAUAAAAGCAACAAGGGCUGCUAUACCACUUCAUGGCAAGCAAAUCAACUGCUUAGAGGGAGAAUAAGAGCUGAAGUCCUGUUUGUUCCUGGUUUCUUGGCUGACUCAUCGGCAUCAAGAAAGAUAACAGAGACACUUGACAGACGCUCGCUAGUUUGCUGCCAGAGCUGAUAGUUGCCGGCUAAUUAAGCCAUCGCUCGUGUCUCCCGGACUAAGGAGGGGGACAGAACAGACAUUGCAAUAGAUGAUUCUAUAAGUUAAGCACAGGUUCUGUCGAAGGCGGCGGAGUUCUAAGUUUUCUAAAUUCAAGAUUUCAAGUCUGGUGGCAUAAGGUAUUUUGUUGUAUUCAGAGGAGUGGAGAACUCGUCUUGUAAAAUAUUUCUGGACAUGUUCAAUUGUAUUGAUGUCUGAAAUGUGGUAUGGGUUCCAGACAGGCAAGCUGUAUUCAAGAAUUGGUCUAGCAAAUGUUUUAUAAGCUCUUGUUAGCAGUGUAGUGUUUCUGAAGAAGAAGCUUCGUAAGAUUAGGUUUACAACUCUUAAAGCCUUUUUUGCGAUGUAGUUGCAGUGGACUUUGGCACUUAGAUCAUUGGAUAUGAAAACUCUAAGGUCUUUAACAGAGUGGGGGUCAUCUGUAAGGUAAUGUCCAUCAAGUUGUACUUAGUGUUUGGGUUCUUUUUUCCCAUUUGUAAUACUGAGCAUUUGCUGGUUGAGAUUUGGAGUUGCCAAGUUUUAGACCAUUCAGAUACAAAGUCAAGGUCUUUUUGAAGGGUAGUAGUAUUGUUGGUGGUGUUAAAUAGUUUGUUGACGUCAUCAGCAAAAAGAACACAAUCAAUCACAAUCACAAAAAACAAUCACAAAAAACACAAACAAUCAAACACAAACACAAACAAAA
This is a messenger RNA of Ahaetulla prasina, 3466 nucleotides long. Its product is annotated as zinc finger protein 436-like. The transcript has 2 exons. Bases 331 to 1011 code for a protein of 226 amino acids. The record is from RefSeq and is a predicted model, not a curated record. Gene Ontology annotation, molecular function: DNA-binding transcription repressor activity, RNA polymerase II-specific. NCBI's taxonomy places the organism in Eukaryota, Metazoa, Chordata, Lepidosauria, Squamata, Colubridae. Gene Ontology annotation, biological process: regulation of cytokine production; regulation of immune system process; negative regulation of transcription by RNA polymerase II.